Molecule: messenger RNA, 1463 nt
Organism: Euleptes europaea (tarantolino)
Lineage: Eukaryota; Metazoa; Chordata; Lepidosauria; Squamata; Sphaerodactylidae
Gene: IPMK
Product: inositol polyphosphate multikinase
Exons: 6
Coding region: 1-1269 (422 amino acids)
Biological process (GO): inositol phosphate biosynthetic process
Cellular component (GO): nucleus; cytoplasm
Molecular function (GO): inositol-1,4,5-trisphosphate 3-kinase activity; inositol tetrakisphosphate kinase activity
Source: RefSeq, a predicted model, not a curated record
AUGUGGCAGCCGCGGAGGCCGCCCCGGGAAAUGGCCACCGAGCCCCCGCGCCGCGCCGAGGCCGAGCGGCUGCCCCAGGGCGUCCGGCGGGGCGAGCCGGCCGCCGAGGAGGAGGAGGAAGAGGGCGGAGGGCAGGUCCCGUUCUUCAACGGCUGCGUGCCCCUUUCCCAUCAGGUGGCCGGGCACAUGUACGGCAAGGAUAAGGGCGGAAUACUGCAACAUCCUGAUGGCACUGUCUUGAAACAAUUGCAGCCACCACCUCGAGGGCCCAGAGAACUAGAAUUCUACAGCAAGGUGUAUGCUGUCGACUGUGAAGAUCCUGUGUUUUUAGAACUGCGAAAAUAUUUGCCAAAAUAUUAUGGGACCUGGUCUCCACCUACUGCUCCCAACGAUUUAUACCUGAAACUGGAAGAUGUGACCCAUAGAUUUAAAAAGCCAUGCAUAAUGGAUGUAAAAAUAGGCCAGAAAAGCUACGAUCCAUAUGCCUCAGCUGAGAAGAUUAAACAGCAGGUCAGCAAGUACCCACUAAUGGAAGAGAUUGGGUUCUUGGUGCUUGGCAUGCGGGUUUAUCACAUUCAUUCUGACAGCUAUGAGACUCAAAACCAGCACUAUGGAAGAAGCUUAACAAAAGAGACAAUAAAAGAUGGCGUGGCUCGGUUUUUCCAUAAUGGAUACUACCUGAGAAAAGAUGCCAUUGUUGCCAGUAUUCAGAAGAUUAAAGAAAUCUUGCAGUGGUUUGAGAGCCAGAAGCACCUGAACUUUUAUGCAAGCUCCUUACUGUUUGUCUACGACGGCUCAUCUCAGAUGACAACAGCGUGGAUAAAUGACAGCGCUUUGGUCGAGAAGAGGAGAGCGUCCAAGGGCCAGAGCCCAGACGGCAAUACAUUGGAGUUCUACAACAACAACAUCCGUGUCAUCAGCUCUCCAGAAAACGGCAAGUUCGAGUCCUCUGUUGGCAGAGGUUUCUCUAAAAUGUAUGCACUUCACAGAAGGCACCAAAGUCAGAUUUCCCUUAAGGCUGAAACUGUGGAACAAGACAACAUAUGGAAGAGCAGCGCGUGCUUUUCACAAGAACAUCUGAAUGGAAAUGUUAUACCUCAGUUGGAAAAGGUUUUCUGCCACAGGCCCGCUGUGGUGCCCGACGGCGCAGAGGUGGAAGUCCGGAUGAUAGACUUUGCUCAUGUGUUCCCCAGCAACGCGAGAGACGAGGGCUAUGUUCAUGGGCUGAAGAACUUAAUUACUGUCCUUCAGAAUAUUUUAGACACCUGAAUUCUUUACUAUGAUUUCUACUGGGGGCCAAUUACAAAGAAAAGCAACAACCUUUCUGCACUUGUGAUCCUGUUAUAUGUUGGUUUGUAUUGUUCCCUGUUUUACUUGUCUUUGUACUUUUGGUAGAAUAAUGAAAAUAUUUUAUAAUCUUACUCAGGAAAAUUAUUCAUAGUUUAGUAAAAUAAGGGAAGAGC